This is a messenger RNA of Trichoderma gamsii, 114 nucleotides long. RefSeq lists its product as hypothetical. The record is from RefSeq and is a predicted model, not a curated record. NCBI's taxonomy places the organism in Eukaryota, Fungi, Ascomycota, Sordariomycetes, Hypocreales, Hypocreaceae. Bases 1 to 114 code for a protein of 37 amino acids. The transcript has a single exon.
AUGGAGGUUGCAUGCAGCCUUUGGAAUCAUCGAUAUACUAUUGUUCUAGAACAGUGUAGCAUCCUAGCUAAGGACAUUAAGGAAAGUCUAGAGAGGAUGGCCUCGUUGGAGUAG